Lecanosticta acicola is the source of this 222-nucleotide messenger RNA. Lineage: Eukaryota; Fungi; Ascomycota; Dothideomycetes; Mycosphaerellales; Mycosphaerellaceae. The record is from the annotation of a GenBank genome assembly.
AUGUACGUCAAACGACACGAAUACUUCCGCUGGACCCCUCGCACCGCAUGGUUGACCUUCACCUACGUCGUCGCCGUGCCGGCUGCUUUCAUCUACAUGGGCUGGACGACAGACGUAGGUACUCUGUUAGCUUCCAGAUAUGACGGGUCCUAACUCGUACGAAUACAGGGCAAAUACGAUAUGCGCGGAAAGCUAAAGGGCGACACCAUUGCGGAAUUCUAA